Molecule: messenger RNA, 9122 nt
Organism: Cinara cedri
Lineage: Eukaryota; Metazoa; Arthropoda; Insecta; Hemiptera; Aphididae
Source: the annotation of a GenBank genome assembly
GGUCAACUCGCGUUGUAUUUAUUUACUGCUGAAAAACCGUAGUUCGGCUUAUCGAUAAUCUAUUGCGUAGUAAAAUUACUUGGAUUCGGCGGUUCGAUCGGCGGAAUGCUGGACGUGGACGUUGUGCUGGGAGUAGUAUACUUUCUAGCCGGGUUUCUGGUAAAGUUGAACAAUCCAGACUUGAUGUUUCUUCCGAACCUCGGGACGAAAUUCAUUGUGUUUGGUGGCAAAACGGUAAAAAUCAAGUGAAAAACAAAAACAGUUGUUGCUGUCGACGGGGACCAGGAACAACUGGAGUCUAGUGUCUACGUGAGGAACGAUCCGUACGCAGGUUGAUUGAUAACUUUUUAACGUCUAAAGUGUGAUUGAUUGCUCACGGGCCUCGAAUAAAAACAUAACACAGUAAAAAGCGAUAGCGAAAAAAACCCACCACUUUCGAGAGAAAUAUUGAUAACGAUGACGAAUGAGACGGUAAACGGCGUACAACAUCAGCUGACUGAUGGUAGCUUUGAUUUGAUAACGAAUUUCGCGUUGCGGCAAUCGCGCAGUACCGCGGUUACCAGUACGUAGAUAAUAGCGUAUUUCUUAUCUACUGACAGUUGAACGAAAUCCCGGAAAUACAGACCGUGUAAAUACCAUGAUUAUACCACGGUGUAGACUGUUCAGGGUAGGUACUGAUAGUACAAAUAUCAUGUGCUUGACGCUUGUGAUAAUUAUUUUUUUUUUUUCACUGCCCCAGUGUCCUCCGAAUUCCUUCGUAAUAAACGCGAAAAUGUUUCCGCGAUAGUUUAAGCGGAGGAUCAGCAGCCGUGUCGGAAGAAGUGCAUUUGAUUAUUCACCCGGGAAAAUGUCGACGUCGUUGGCGAAUCGAACUUGCGAAACGGCUGGCUGCAGCUUACCAGCGAAUCUCCAAUGUCCCACGUGCAUCAAACUCGGCAUUGCCGGUUCCUACUUUUGCUCUCAGGUACCGGCCAAUUUCAACAACCGCGUAUUAGUUCCAAACGUUCGUAAUUCGUGUCCUCUUUCACUGUGUCGUUCUGUACUGCGAGUUAAUCCGUCUCCCCGAAAUACCUAGACUCUGACCUAUAUAGACGAUUGAUUUGUUUUGGAAGCCAGUCUGCAUUUGCUAAUGAAGAUUUUAAAUUCAUAUAUAUAUAUACAGCAUUCAGGAUGUACUACAGUGUUAUCCGAAUGCUAAUAACUAUGUCAAUAUUUGUUUAGUUUUUCAAUAGCCAAUUUGUAAAUUACGUUAUUUGAAAAAUUCUAAUGUACCAUACAUUCAUAUCUGAUCAGUAGUUUUUCAAUGGUAGUCAUUUUAAUAUCUAGAGAAAGACGUGAAAAACAAUACUACCACGUUACGCGAUAUCGAAUUAUUGUCGUUUUACAAGAUAAUAAAUGUUGUUGAUAUUAAAACGGCUAUUACUAAGAAACUAUUAAUCGGAUAUUGAUGUACGAUACAUUCAGAUUUUUAGAAUGGUAUAUUUUGAAAAUGUUUAAAAGUGAAAAAAUAAAAAAUUACCUUUUUUUUCAGUGGUUAAGGGAUGUAAAUAAAAAUUAAUUUUUCUCGGCGUUUUGUGUUCCACCGAUUCAAAACCCAAUUAAUAAAAAAAUAUGAACAUUGACACAGUUAUUAGCAUUCGGAUAACACUGUCGGACAUUCUGCAUACUGUGGAGAGGGGGGUCUUCAUUUUCCAAGGGUUUGUCAUUUAGAGUUUUCUAUUAUCUUGUCAAAAAAAUUCAACUCAAAGAUACUUCAUCUUUGUAAAAAUGUAUAUCAAGUUAAUUUAAAUGGCAACCAAAAUAUUACACGGGAUUUUUAAUCUACUGUGUUUUACAUAUAGUAAAGAUAGUACAUAUAGUAUAGAUCAGAUUUAUUAGAACAAAUUAAAGAUCAAAUGGGUGGAAUUAUAAUUUCUAUUUUUAAACCAAUAAAAUUUGGCCUAAGCAACACUUUCAUAAUCUUUUGUUUUUAUCGAGGUUAAAAUCUAUAACAAUCCUGUUACCUACCUAGGUAUAUGAUUAUUUUAUUGAUACUAAUUAAAAUGUGAUUAAAAUGUUUAUUUUAUUUUGGUUUUAGGAAUGUUUUAAAGGCAAUUGGUCUAUACAUAAGACUCUUCAUAAGGUUGGCCGUAAGUUAAAUAUCUUUUUUUUUAUUUUUUUAAUAUAUUAAGUAUACAAUGUUAUUGGUUUUAUUUUAGUUUUUGCUGUGAAGGUAUUAAUGCUAUUUGUAUUCAAGUAUUAAAUUAAUUUUAAGAUCUUCACAUUUUAAAUAUUGAGUAUUUAAAAUAAAUUAAUAUUCUUAAAAUCCGGUCUAAGUAAUAUAUUCAAUAAAAAUUAAUAAAAUAAUAAAAUAAAAACAUUUUUAUAUAAAAAUGAAUGAAUGCGUCGCCUGGAGUAUUAUGAUAAGUUUAUUAUAUGACCGGUUUCGAAUUAAAAAUUCAUCAUCAGGUAUAUCACAGAGUCGUAUUUUACAUUUUGACUGUUAUAUAUCUUAUGAUAAAUUUUUAAUUCGAAACCGGUCAUAUUAUACUCUGGGCAAUGCAUUUAUUCAUUUAUUUAUUUUAUUUUUAUAUUUAUGUAGGUAUAUUAAAUAAUUAUUAUUAACAUUGAACAGAAUGUGUCCUAUCCAAAAUAAACUGGUGUUAAUAAGUAUUUAAAAUUUUAUUGCAGAAACUACAAACGGAAUUACUGAACCGUACAAUCCGUGGCCAGAUUAUGCAUUUACAGGUAAACCAAAAUAUUAUGAUAUCAAAUUCUUAAUUAUAAAUACUAUUAUUUAUUGUUUUUAUAACUUCUCUACACAAGUGAGGUUGAAUACUUUUAUUUUAGUAGUCUUCUUCUUCUCCUUGCCUUCAUCCUAUUUGAAGUCGACCAACCUCAUUCUAAAUUUCCAUUUGACCUGAUCCCCCAUAUUGUUCUCGUAUAUACAGGCUGUUCUCAAAUCAUUAUCAAUCGUAUCCAACCACCUCUCCAUCUUUUCUCCUAUGUUUAUUUGCAUUACAAUUCGUACUGCUUCUGAUUCCUCUCAUAAUAUGUCCAAAUUAUCUUGAUCAAUUUUUUCUAAUUUUGUCUACUAUUGAAGCCACGCCUAAACUAUCAUGUAUGUACUCAUUCAUUAUCAUAUCUGUUUUAUUUCUACUUACCCUUAAUUAAUUUCCUUUAAGUGCUACUCUCCAUUCCUCAAGAAUAUUGUUAACUUCUUCCAGAUAUUUUCCUAUCAAACUAAACUAUAUCAUACAUAAACAUCAUACACCAUAUUACCUUGUAUUUUCUUCAUAACUUCAUACAACAAAUUUUACAAAGAAAUUAUGGCUCGAAAUCGAUUCCUAAUACACAUUUAUUCCAACCCUUAAAUCUUCUGUUAUUCAAUACACAUUUAUUACCUUCGUAUUUCAACCUUCAUAUAUAUCUUCUAUCAAACUAUUAUAGAAUUUCAAAACUCUUUAUCUCAUCAGAACCUCUCUCGACACUGUUCUCUAAAUCUAUGAAAGCCAUACAUGGGUUUUUCUUUUUCUCUGUAUACUUGAGUACAAUCUGUUUCACAUAAACAAAUCACAUUCUAACGUUGAUUUCCCUGGUAUUAAACAAAACCGAUUUUAGAUAUUAAUGCCUCACUUCUAAUUCUCUUUUCUAUAAUUUUUCCCCAUAGCUUCAUACUGUGAUUCAUAAAUAUUAUUUCUUUAAAACUUUGAUACUUUUUAUAUCUCUACAAUUACAUUAAACUCCCUUAUCUGCUUAACACUUUCUCUUUUUCACAUAAAAUAAUUAGUGAAAUAGCCUGUAAUAUUUUACCACCUAUGACAUUGAAUUCUAUAUUUUUUAAUUAUAGGACCAUUGCGACCCCAUAAAAAAACUCCUCUUCGCACUGUUCCUGAUCAUAUACAAAGACCUGAUUAUGCGGAUCACCCAGAUGGCAUACCAUUAAGUGAACAAUCGGUAAAAUUAUCAUCACACAUCAAAGUGUUGAAUGAUGAAGAACAAGAAGAAAUGAGAGUUGCUUGCAAGGUAUUGUUAAAGAAAAUAUAUUGUAUUAUGAAGUUAAAAAAAUAUUUUAUGAUAUUUAUUUAAUAUAAUUUAAAAUAUAAGUAUUGAUAUUAUGUGUAUUUUUAUAUUUAUUUAUUUAUUUUUUGUAGCUUGGCCGCGAAGUCUUAGAUGAAGUAGCAUCGAUGAUUGGUGUUGGAGUAAUUUCGGACGAAAUUGAUAGAGUUGUACAUGAAGCAUCUAUUGAACGAGAAUGUUAUCCUUCGCCAUUAAAUUAUUAUAAAUAUCCAAAAUCAUGUUGUACAUCUAUAAACGAAGUUAUAUGUCACGGAAUACCCGACAUGAGAGCAUUAAUUGAUGGAGAUAUUUGCAAUGGUUCAAUAUUUACUUAUACAUUAUAUAUUUAUUUUUUCUACUUAUUAAUAUGUCUAAAUAAUAAAUAUGUAUUUAAUUUUACAGUUGAUGUAACUGUGUGUCAUCGAGGAUAUCAUGGUGAUUUAAACGAAACGUUUUUUAUUGGAAAUGUAUCGAAGGUUGCAAACAAAUUGGUUAAUGUUACAUGGGAAUGUUUAGAAAAAUCCAUAAAUGCAGGUAAAAUAAUACUAUUUCAUUCAAGACCAAAGAUAUUUUUUAAUUUGUUGAAAAUGUUUGUUUGAAAAUAAGUUCAACCUGGUGAAAAAUAUCGAGAGCUUGGUAAUAUUAUACAAAAACAUGCUCAAACUAAUGGAUUUUCUGUUGUAAGAAGUUAUUGCGGUCAUGGUAUUCAUAAAUUAUUUCAUACAUCUCCCGGAGUGCCACAUUAUGCUAGUAAGUUUCAAAUAAAUAAUAUUUUAAAUGUUAUAAAAUUGAAUUAAUUUACAAUUUUUCAUGCAAUAGAAAACAAAGCUGUCGGUGUAAUGAAACCUGGACAUACCUUCACGAUUGAGCCUAUGAUAUCUCAAGGUAAGUUAUAAAAAUUAUAUUGUUGAUAAAGGCAUAUUAUCUUUUACGAAAUUUUCCAUUGAGUGUUUUAUAGUUUCAAAUAUUAAUAAAAUGAACUGGUUAUAGUAAUUGGAUGUGAAAAUAAUAUUUUGCUCAAAAUGUUUUCAAACCAUAUUCAACAUUAUCAUUUUUCAUUUAAACUGAUUUUAAAGAAUUUGUAAACUAAACCCAAUUCAAUAUCAUAACUAAUAUGGAUUUUUUUACAUAUAUAAUCAGUUUUACAAUGUUGACAGUGUAACACAUUUUAUUUUUAUAUUUUUCAUAACUUAUAUUCUAUCAGUUAAUUUUAAGUCAUAAAUAAAUAUUGAGAUAAGUUACACAGUUACAAAAUAUUAUGAGAAUACAGUGGCUCUACAGUAUACCAUAGUAAUUAUUUAGUAGAUUUAGAACAAAAAAGGUUAUGUGAAAUUAAUUUUCCAUUACGAAAAAACAUAAUAUUAAAUUAAAUAUAUAAUUCUGAUGAUCCAAGGUCAAUGAACUUUAUACACUUGAAUUACUUACAUUAACGAUGGAACUAUUAAAUAACAUGAAAAAAUAGAAACAAUCAAUGUAUAUUGUUAAAGCAAAUUCCUUUGUCGAUUUAUAAUAUUAUCAUAAAAUAAUAAAAUGUUACUGACUAUAAUUGAUUUUUUGAAUAAAUAUGUAAUACCUAUACAUUGUAAAUAUUUGUAUUCAAUGAUUACAGGAAGUUGGCGAGACAGGUGUUGGCCAGAUAAUUGGACAGCCGUGACUGUAGAUGGAUUGUUAUCGGCUCAGUUUGAACAAACGUUAUUAGUAACUGAUACCGGAGUGGAAGUUUUGACCAAACGUUUAGCUAAUCAUGGAUUACCUUACUUCAUGGAUAAAACAUAUUAAUACUCAGAUGCUGUAUUAUAAUACAAAGCAAGUGAAUUCAAACUCGUGUAAAACUAUUUAUUUUCAAUUUGAAAACAAUUAUGGUAUUACUUACUUAAUUUUAAACUUUUUUCUAUAAAUAUACUUAUUUCUAUUCUAUUUAAUACAAAUAAUAUAAUCACUACAAUAAAUAAUAAUUAUACAAUUUUAAAUUAUUAACACAAUAUAAUUGAAAAAAUUGUAAAAAUUAAAUGCAUUAAUGCUUUUUUGUUUUAUUUUUACCAUGCUUGAUAUUAAUUUCUUCAUAAAGAGAAAAUUGAAAAAUUGUAAUUGAUUUUGACCUAGAUACUUACCAUGGUCUGAUGAACUUUAAAUUUUGCAUUCGCUCAUAUUUUCAAUAAUAUGCAAUAAUAAAAAUUCAUAUUUUCUUUUUUCAAAGAAGUGAACGUGGUUUUCAUCUUACAUAUUUGUUUUUUAUAUCCUCGACUGUAAAUAAUCCCUGGUCAGAUUUUCUGUUUUUACCCAUUUUCACUGCAUAAUAUAGCUUUUGGAAAAAAAUACCACAUACAACUAUUGGUAAAACUGUAAAUAAAAAUAAAUUGUUUGAAUGCUAUUCUUAUAAACCUACUUAAGUGUAAAAUGAAAUAAAAUUAUGUUAGUAAAAAUAUUUUCAUGGCAACAUUAAAAUUACAUAAUAGUACCUAUUGUAAAGUGAUUCUCUGAAUUGGCCAAUUUAACCGUAUAAUUAAUAAGUUUUUUUAGUCAAACCUCAGAAAUGUGAGGUGUGCAUGAAAUUGUUAAUGAUAAAAUUUAAGUUGAGUACACAUUUGUUGGUUUACACGAGAAGGAAAUGACACAAAUGUAAGCAAGAAUUUCUUUUAAUAGAUAAUUUAAAAGUGCAUAAAAUAAUUUUUGAGACUGAAGUUUUUGUCCUGUUAAGUAUUUAAUAGAACAUUUCAAAAUGCACAAAGAUAUUCAGAUUUUUUUUAAAUGUAUAUGAUGAAUUAUUCACUAAAGAAUAUAUUUUAACAAAUGUCAUAUAAUUCAUACUGGAGAGAAACUCUAGACAUGCGUUAUUUGUAUACUUUUGUAGUUUGUAAAUAAACUCAUACCAGAAAAAUCCCCACUAUUAAUGUAUGUUAAAAUUACUUACAAAAGGACAACUCAUAAAGAAACUUUAUGCAAAACUUAUUUAAAACAAAACAAUUGUUUUUCAACGCAAUGUAUUAAUUAUAUAUAUAUAUUUUUAAAUGUUGUACUUGGCAGUCAUAAAUUUUACAACCACAAUAUAUUGAUAAUAAUGAUUAUAUUUUAAAUUUCAUAAUUUUCUAUUAUGAAAACUGUUAAGUGAGCCUGACAGAUAUUUAGUGUACAUGCAAUUAUAUACAAAAAAAAAAAAUAUGCAAUACAAUAUGGCCUUCAAACUUUUAAAAUAUAUAAACACGUGUGUUCAGUUUUCAAAAAAAAAAGCAAAAAUCAUUUAAUUAUUUUUUUAGUUAUUUGUUUACUAUUAUAACUAUUAUACAUAAUACAAUAUUUAAAGUAGGUAGAUAACAAUCAGUUCAACAUUUGACUAAAAAAAAAUUUGUCUUCACAUGAAAAUAUACCUAAGAACAAAAUUACAGUAACAUAUUAUCAACACUAAAAAGUCAUAUUUUAAGUACAAAUAUUUAAUUCAGACCAGAUUGACCAGGAUAUUAAUAAAAAUAAAAACAUCAAUACAGAGAAUCCAUGAAAUUUUGCUUUUAUAUAUUCUAACCAUUUAAACGCCUAGGUAUAAUAAAUAAGAUUUUACAUAACUAAUUUUGACAUAAUCCGUUUUCUUAUAUGAUGUAACAAAAAAAAAAAAUAAUAAUAAAGUUACAGCUUUGGUCAUGAUAUUUCUGUACGUUUUGUUAUGAUUAAGAAAUUAUGUAUUACUCUGUUUCUUUAAUGACACCAUUUUUUUUUUACAAUCAAUGGUAGUGUAAUAAAAUGUAUAAUAUGUUGACGGUAUUAUGAAAAAUGUAUUAAGUAUCAAACUUCCAUUCAACCAUUUAAUAAAAAAAAAAAAAAAACGUUUGAGAAUAAAUUGUGUAAAUAUCAAUCUAUACAAUGUUUAUAAUUUUUAAAAUUCAUUAAAACAAUAGUGAAACUGUUUACAAAUAGUAUAAUUAAUUAAUACGGUAAUGAAAUAAUAUGAUUAUAAUUUAUUCACUAGGUGUAUUUUAACCUUGAAUUAUUAGAAACAACACAAAAAACCUAAAAAUUAGACGACUAAUAAAAUUAUAAUAUUAUACCGAGAGCUUCAAUUUAGUCUUGAAAAAUGUUAAUUAGUGGUGUUUAUAUCCGUCCCAGUCCCCCUUCAUUAACAUGAAUGUUACAUGUCGGUUUUGAGAAUUUUCUCCUUCAGCAUCCAGGCCAUAUUUCUAUUUUAUGUUAUGACUUUAAUUUACUCGGUAUUAGCGAUACAUAUGGACUAUGGUUUAUCACUACAUGUGGUUUAUUCCUCGUUCUUCACUAUUCAUGUCUCAUACUUACUAAAAUUUUGCUUUAUUGAGCACUCAUCAGGCCUAUUCUUGAAUACCUACAGCUCUAUGGUUUGAUAUCCUCAUUGCGGGGGUUCAAGUCGUCAACUAGAAUGUGUCCAGUGGAUGUUUCUCACUUAUACAAGUUACACCUCAAAAUUUCCCCGUCUUCCGCAUGAUUAUUCCCAUUUCUUCGCUAAACCUCCUAAUUAUCUUAGAAUAUCUUCCUUAACCGACUGUCAUUACUCUCAUAUCAUUAACCUCCUCACAAAUCGCGUAUCUUUAAUUAUCGAUUCUCUCUCUCUCUACUUUCGCGUGUUAAUUUUAAAAUUCCUUCACGUCACGCUCGUCAUAAAACUCCUUUUCGCAUUCUUCCGCACUCAACAAAUAUAUAUAUCAAAUGAACUGAUAAAUGGAACAGUGAAUUUGGAAAAUGAAGACCCCUCUUUUCUCAAUAUAUAAAUCUUGUGCAAGAUAGCUCUUAUAAGCUUUAUUAGUUUUCAAUUGUUGUCUUGAGUUUUUAAUCAGAUUUGUUGCUAGGUGUACAAGCCCCAUUUCAUGUAUAAAAAAAAUAAAAUAUAGGUAACAAUAUUGUUACAGCGACACUAAUCUUCAUCAAAUGAAAUGGCUUCAUCGUGUUGACACCCUACUCAAGGAUCAAGGACGGUUUUAUUCGCGUUCAUUACAGGCGGUGUAGUUGAUAGUGGCCGAUUUCAUAUCAUAAUGAUCACCCAGACCAUGUUAGCUGAAUAAAUUAUAAUACUGUGGCCUCAAGUCCAAAUCCUGCAGAGCACAAAACGAAUAAUGUGUACAUAUAAA